This is a messenger RNA of Trypanosoma grayi, 9768 nucleotides long. RefSeq lists its product as hypothetical. Bases 1 to 9768 code for a protein of 3255 amino acids. The transcript has a single exon. The record is from RefSeq and is a predicted model, not a curated record. Lineage: Eukaryota; Euglenozoa; Kinetoplastea; Trypanosomatida; Trypanosomatidae.
AUGCCUCACGCUGAGCACCUUGGUAUAGCCUUCGCAAACAUUGUGUAUGCGUUUUUGAUGGGCAUUGAUUACAAUGAUUUCGAUGAGUCCAUACGACGGUUGCUUGAGGGGUGCUCCCGUGAGAAGAGGACGCUCAUUACGUUCCUCAUGAAAAAAAAGAUGAAAUGCUCAGCAUCCGACACUGACUGUGACGCCUGUAACACGUGGGCAGGGAAUGAGGUGAAGAAGUCGGAGGUUCCAGGAAUACGGAGGGAUGGGAACGCAAAGUCGUGGGGGCACCACAUAGGGGAUCCUUAUCCCAUGGGUGCCGAUAGUCGGGCGGAGGCCUCAGACAUUGACUUGCUUGAACGUGUCAUUUCAUCGAAUGAUGUUGUGACACAGUUAACAAUAGUACGCAAUGCCUUUUUGGAUUGCCUAACAAAACUUCAGGAGGCCCCAGCGCGUGAUUCAUCUUUUUCGUCUGUCGCCACUAGUUCUUCGGCUACUGCUGUGACGCAGCAGGCAUUGCAGCCCAUCCCAGUACUGUGCUCAGGGAGCUUUCUCGAUGGUGGGGUGAAGGCGAUCGAGGAAGUCGUAGGCGGUCUUAGUCAAAAACUAAGACGAUCCUGUCAUCCGUCUGUCCUUGCCCGAUCAGUGGUGGAAUCGGAUCGGUCUAUAAACAACGAUUUUUCAGAGCAGUGGGACCCUAAUUGUAUUCAGAUGCAGUGUGCAGGGGUGGACCUUCUUUGGAUGUUUAGUCUCUGCCUCGUGUUGGCGCCGCAGCAAUCUGUGCAAAUUCGCUUCCGUAGUCUCUUCCACUGCAGUCGAUUCUUUUUGAGUGGCCGCUCGGCUGUGUCUUCUUGUGAGGGGAACAGCACUUUGCCUCGAUUGUGUGACGUUCCACCGGUGUUCUACCUCUCACACGACCUUGUCACGAAGCUGGAGGCGCAUUUUCACAAGUUGCUUCUCAACCAGGGGAGUGGUGUGUCACCGAUGUGGUACAUGUACCGCCUGCAGCUAGGCCGCGCAUGCUACGGGCUCCUCAGCGCGGUGGACGAGCGCGCUGCCGACACCACGUGCCGCACAGUCGUACAAACGUGUGCGUCCGUGAUGAGGGUUGCGCGGCUAUCGUGCCGCAGCUGGGAGAACGUGGACUGGAGCGGCCUUAUCGUGGAGGCCGCGCCAUCGUCGUCGUCAGCCGCCGAGCGAGAGGCGCUUGGUCGCGACCUGGAGUGCAUCUGGCGGAGGCGCCAUAGGUGGUGGGUGGACAUAACCGAUGAUGUCACGCACGCUACCGACGGUGCGUGGGCCAAGACACUUCCUAUUAUUUUAAGCGGUGCGCUGCCUUGUUUUUUAUUUUCGCGCUUUGGCGGGACGGCGGCGCGCAUCUCGAGCUUGUAUAAUUUGUCAAAGAGUAGUAGCACCACGAAGACCGAGAAGACACCAGGGGAUAACUUUAGUGCAUUGGUUUGCUAUACUAUGCAUCUGUGCAAUAUUUUCAAUCACCGCACCAGCAGAAAUACUGUGUUGAGGGACUUACUGGGACUCGUGAAGAAGAUGAUUACUCACUCAAAGAAGGACAAAAGGGAUAGAGAAUUAGUGACCUUAUUGCUUUCCGGGUGCUUUCUUCCGCAGGCAACUGUUUGUAGUAACCACUGUGUUGAUGAUUCGAAGCCAAACGAUUCUACGCCCCCGAAGGAGGAAGCAGAAGCUUUGCUGCACGAUGUUGAUAGGUGGCGAAAACCGAAGCAUGCCAUUUUAUAUUCCUUGUCUACAGUUGCGCUGCUGGGGAUGCUCUCGGUCGAGGCUUUUGCACAGAGACUCGUUACUUUCUUUGCAACGAUGGAGUCAUGGCUUCUGGCGGCGGAAAGCAAUGAAAGGAUUGCAAUCCUCUACUCCAUAUUACACGCCUGUGGCUUGCUGCGCGAUGUGAGCACUAGCUCCCCACAGGCGUUGGCGCAUGACUGGAGCCGCUGCACUGAUGGAUUUUGCCACUUUGUGGAGAAGGCCGUGGUGAGGGGCAUCGGCUGCGAGAGUUGGCGGGAUACACGUCAGAAGUCUUCCUGUGUUGCUGCAGCAUCAGACCUGUUAUUGUUUUCCCUUCAGCAAGAAUCACUUCACCUGAAGGCGUGUAAUUGGCUGCUAAGGCUGUUGGAUACAAAAUCGAAGGUAAAGUCGUUGUCAAAAAGUGGCAAAGGUGUUCCUCUUAGCCGUGGCCAUCUCAUUGCGAUGCGUACCAUAUCUGCUCUCUCUGAAGUUCAGUGCUUUCCAAAUAUCCGUAUUUCUGCGCCCACACUGGGUGAUGCGGCAGGCACCAUUGUGGUGUGUUCGUUACCAGGUGAAAGCGGUACAGGUAUGUGGACCUCACAAACUGCCUCUAUCGUACCGAAGAUGUCAAUUCGGGAAAGAAUUGUUGGGCUUUUAUCUAGUCACGGGUCGUGUUAUAACCCUACGGUAACCACAAUUGAGGGAUCUGCUGUUAUGUGGAACGGUAAUACGUUCAAAAAGGCUUAUCAUUUCGUGGAGUCUUCCAAGGAGAUUAGGCUGGGCAUCGAUGAGGUGCGCAAAACGGCCUUUGAAUGUUUGCGGCUGAUAAACCUGGAGGCUCAAACUGAAGAUACUGUGGAACUUUCAAAUCAUCUUGUGUACGUUUUCCUCGCUGCAUGUUUCUGGGUUCCCGCACAGGAGGUCCUGGAUAGCAGCCUUACGCUACCAAUGCUGCUCGUAGGAGCCAAAACACCUCUGUACGACGCAGUACAUCAAGUAGUGAUGCCAUUCUACUUGCUUGGUAGGGGCAAUGAGAACAUGUCGACCUGUGCACUAGCCCUGCAUCGUUUGGCUGAAUGCAUCAUUGUAAUGUUGGGAAAAGAUGAUGAUGAACGUGUGCAGCACCUCGCAGAGUAUUUGACGGCGCAUCUUCUCGUCCUGAGGGACAAGAUGGAAUGUCUCGUGAACAAUGAGUUGCAGGCGGAAGGGAAGGAAGAGAUUAACUAUCCGUUGGGAACAAAUCUGAAGGCGAUGAGUGUUGGUGAUAAAGAGACACACAAAAAGAAAGUAUCGUUCCGCCGGGCGAGAUGGGACUGGCUGCUGAAUGCGAUGAGCACGGAUUCAUUUUCUGAGAAAGAAAUGCCAUGUUCUUUAUCGGUGAAGGAGGAAUGGUGCGCUAUCCCUGCUCUGCGCGGAACCGCUGUGAUCGACACACUGGAGGGACUAGCAGUGGUGCUGCUUGGCCACAGCAGGCGGCAGGUGCGUCGAACAGCAUUAUUGCAGCUCGAGUUGCUCGCGUCGCUUCUUCGGUUACAACGUCGUCAUUGUAGGUUUUCGUCAGAAACUUCAAGUUUUGUCGAUGUUUCCGGAAGCCCUCAACAAUCUCCACACGUAAAAGCUGCGUCACUGGGGGCGGCGAGCAGCUUCGCCGUGUACACUGAGGGGCUUUACUUCCCUCGCUUUGCGGUUGCUGAGAUUUUUACAGAUCUUGGGGGCCAGUUCGAGGAGAUGUACAUAUCACAGAAAGAGCCGUAUUUGCCACUGGUUCGCCUCUUUGACGGGCGUGUGUUUACCCCAUUCUACUCUCCCGAUGACUGUAGCGUGGUGAGUGGAGAGUGUCGGUGGUUGCGUGAUAGCUGCAUAGUAGGCUUCGAGGACAUGCACGAUGCAUCUGGGGUAUGCUCAGCAAAGUCUGCACAUCAGCCGCCGUCGCUUUUCGCUACUCCUUUCGGUGCACGCUGCCUCGCGGGUGAUGCGGAUGUGCCGCACUUUGUCUUUGUUGCCACUGUUGCGCUGACGCUGGUGAUGUAUGGUUAUCGUCCAGGUUCGGCAAUCGUACGGGUAGUGUGUGCAAUUGCUGGUGAGUUGGUUGUACGGGGUGAGAAGCAUUGCCGAGAGCGAAGUUUCUCCAUGUGGAGGUCGUGCUACGCGUUAAAUUUCCUGCUGUUGUGUGUUGACAAUGCGAAGAAUUCACCAGAAGCUAACCGCCUUACACGUGGGAGUGAGCGUAACCGUCCCGGGCACCAGCAGGGCGGCAAUUCCACAUUUGUUGGGGGUCGUGAUUCCACGAGUGGAGUUGAGUGGCAGAUUGUGAAUCGCUAUGCGGAGUAUAAUAAGCUUAUGAACAACAUUACAGUGAAUCUUCUUUUAGAAGAGAUCAACACUGAGGCCGUUUCACCACACUUUUUGGACUUGCUGCAAUAUCUGCUUGUAGGGCCGCUUGAGUUUGUGUCUGCAGGAAAUUCUACACUGGUGACGUUCGCCGGAAUGAUGGACAGUGAUCAUCCCAUUGUGACAAAAUUGCAGAAUUUACUUGCCCAGUGUCAUUCAAAGAUGCGCCGAACGAAGCAGCACAUUGCACACGCCAGCUUAGCCAUUCUGCUCCCUAUUCUGGUCAUCAUUGGCCGCCGCUACUUUGUGAAACCCCCUAUUGCUCCAGGACGCAUACAGGACACUGUGGCGACGAAACGCACACGAAUGGAGGGAAUCUUCCAAGGUAUUAUCGACUCCGUGUUGCUGGGCGAUCCAAUUUGCAUGGAGCAUCCGGACGAGCAUGAGGCGGAGCGGCUACUCUCCUUCGAGACACUGGGACGCACGCUGAGUGAAGGACACGGCGUGGCGGCACGGUCGUGGCUGGCGCUCCCUUUCCUCCCCAGCGUUGUUGCCAAGAGUGAGACUGGAUGUCAUACCCUCCAAGGGACACUCUCAGAGAUGACGCCGAUUAUUGUGCUUCGGGGCGUUUUUUGUGAUUUGAUUGGAAUGGUGUACUCCAAGGACGCCAAGUACUUGGAAGCGCAACUGAAAAGGAAACUUUUGUCGAAGGUUUUGUAUUCGUUAACCUAUCAGGUGCACUGGUUCCUUCGGGGAAACACGAACUGCACAGGAAGCGGCUUUGAAGCUAGGUGGCCCAAAUGUAUGGUUACAGUACUGGCGAAGGCUAUUCUUGCUUUGCAAACUGUGGUGUCGUCGGUUGAGCUACUUGCGUGUAGCCGACAGCAUUUGGAACACACUAACAUCAUUGGUGUUUUUUCCAAAAAAUUCUUUCAAUGGCUGCAACGAGAGUUGUCGACAGACUGUAAUGACCUGGAGAAAAGUUCACCGAGUGUAUUUGGUCUUGCGGUCACGCUUCUUGUGGCCGACUCUGCGUCGCGGGAGUCAGUGCGCCGUGUGUUGCGUGAGUUGCCAAUAGGCAGCCCUGUACACCGCACUUUUUUUGCAGUGAUUGUGACUGCAAUGUCUGUGAAGUGGGCUGGUCAGAGGGAGCCUUUACUGGCACUCCGGCAGUCCUCCAGGGCGGAAACGUCUCAAGUACGUUCUGAAGUAAGCAGUGAUACGUUUGCAGCCUCUGUUUUAUCUACUACGAAGGCGGACAACGUUGUGGUUGAGAUUUCUAAGAGUGGGACCCUCAUUUUCUACGCGCUGGCCUACUUGUACGAGGACGCUACUGUGGGCUACGUCUUUGACGCUGCCGUCAGAUCUAAGGCACUGGGCCUGCUGUUUCGGUUGUGCGGCGAGUCUCCAUCUGAGUCUGGGGCAUGUGCAGUGGAUGACUGGCUGUUUUUGCUGCUGAAGGCUUACAGGAGUGGGAUCGGCGAAGCAGAGUGUGCCAAUGGCUUUCUUCAGUCUCUCUUUGCGAUGGCGACUGGUGAUGUGCUCUCGGCGGAGCGCAAGGCUAAUUCUCCUGCGCAACUUCAGCGCAUCGCUUUAAAACUUCUCACACUUCUGUUGAAGCGAAUAGAGGCAACGGAUUCUAAUCUGCGCACUGUGCUUCAAGUUACGCAAGCGUGCAGGAACUCAAGCUCCGAGCAUGACCUUGCCGAAUUGUGGGGUGGCUGGAUAGCGUACGAAGGUCGUGAAAGAGAACGGUUCGUCUCUCUGUUGGUGAGCUCAUCUAUAGAUUUGGCGGACAAACGUAUAGUGACGUACUAUAUAGACAGCUACAUCAAUCAUGAAUCAAUGUUACAAGGAACUCGACGCAAUUGCAGAUUGAGUGGGCGCUUACGUGGUGCCUACUACAGUUUUCUUAUUUUCUCACUGUACCAGAUGAAACUCCUGCGUUAUAACAUGGCGAGGGGCACAGCCAACAAUAACAAUGAUACCAGCAACCACAAUAAUAUGAAGGCGGAACGGAUGUCAGACCCUUUUUUUGAUUCAAUGCGUGAUGAGGGCCCCCGACAUAGCUCGACGUUGUGUCUCUCGCGGAGCUUUAGCCAUCCUGAAUCACAAGUGAACAAAGGCAUAAACCAGAAUGGUGCGGCGAAGCGAAAAAUGUUGUGGGUCAUGGAGGAAAACAUAUGGCGUGUUCCGGUGAGAUUGACACGAGAAAACUUGAAGGAGAAUUCUGAUAUUCACCAGACACGGGAGAAGCAGGUGGAGCGAUGCGGUAGCAGCUUCUCAAGUGAAGCUCGUGACGACCAGGCGACGUUGCGGGAGGUGGGUUUUGUGAAGCCGCUCGUGAGUGUCCUUUUCUUUGCAUCAUGGGCAAUGGAUCGGCUUCGGCAGCGUGGUUGGAAUUUGUGGAGUGAGCUGCACAAGGAUCUGGACACUAUCACAGGUUACAUGGUGAAGGAGUCGUCAAGUGAGGUGAAGCUUGCCCCUCCUGAGCUUGAUUUCGCGUCUGAUACAAGUGUCAGUGAGACAAUGGAGAGUGAUGAAGGUUCAGAAGAGGAGCACAGCGCAUCGCAACAGGAGCAGACAGAGAGCGACUGCCCGAGUUGCUCUUCACCGUGCCAGCGUGCUUCCACCACCAACAAGACGGCAGCAGCGGCGGAUGCGGAGCUGCACUCGGAGGCAGGCAGUGGCGACACUGUCAUUGUACAUGCACAUAUUCCUAAGCUAAGCUUUCGGGAGGCGAUUGCGUCUCAUACGAAACAAGCAGAGAAGCAAAAUAAGAGGGGGAAAUCUAAACACUUGACCAAUACAAAUGUUCCAUUUAGUAAGCUACACCGAGCCUUUCUUGUGUUGUUUCAUCAUUCGGCGUGUAUGUUGCUUGUGCACAUGGGUUGUGGUGAAAUGCGUUGUGGGGAGCAGCGGGGGGAGCUCUUGUCGCGUUUUCACGUUAUUGAAUCGACAUUUGAAGCGCUUGGCAGUUUACUGAAGGGGAAUGCUUCGGAAGGAAGCUACCGCGCCCCUUCUUCACUGAGGCACUGGCUGAAGCUAACUUUUACCCGGUUAGAUCACCAUGAGAAGGUGAAGCCGCGCGGGGGUGAUGUUGGUGGUGGUAGUGGUGGUAGUGGGUACUGUGAUGGAUCUUGUACUGCUGCGCUCGUCAUGGAGCCGUCAUUGGUGCUGGGGAACCCGGAACUAGACGGACGUGUUAACGACUCAGCUUCAUCUAGCGCUGACGUUGUUCUCACAGAGCUUUUUCUGAGCAUUGCCGGACACGGUCGCAACAUGAAGGGACGUCAUUAUAUGCUUCGGUGGCUUCAUGAGUCAUUCACGUGGAUGCAACAGUCUAGUGCUGGGAAAGGGGUGGCAAAAACACGGCUGCACGUCUUGUACUCGCACAUCUCGCUACUUUCGCUGAAGGUCGCUCGGAGUAUUUCCGCCUGUCUUUCCUUUACGACCGGUGUCCUAGUGGUUGGUUGUGAUUGGCGACUGAUGUGGAUGGAAAAGACAGCAAUGCAAUUGGCAGAAGCGAAUGCCCUUCGACAAUUGCUCACGACUCUCUUAGAUCAAACAAAGGCACUCCAUUGGGAUGUUUCCCCCAACACGGGUUUGCCAUUUAUGGGCGCUCACCAUUAUGUAUUCUGCAGCUCUAUCCUGACUUCGCUGGGGUGCUUGCUGCGCGACAUUAUUAUACACGAAACGUACUACUGUACAAGCAUUCAUAUAAGGGAAAUGGGGGAGAAGAAACCGGAGGCAUUGGGGCUAGCCAUUCCCUUCAGUGACAACAGCGUGUUCCCAGCACGUCAUCUUUUGUCAUGUUUCUGGGCCGGCUUUGCGUUACUACUAACACCGAACACAUGGCAAGCUGCGUGCAACAUGUUGGCUGUGUUUCACCGCUACGGUUGUGCCAGAUUUCUAGGUAGUAUCACCGUGCCUGUUUUGUCGCCGCCCAAAUUGCUUUGCUUUGAUGUGGCUCCCGACUGUGCGGCCGUGCAGCUUGUCCUUUUGCAACAAGGCAGAUCAGCACAAGUUCGACAGAAGGUAGAUUCCAUGCUGCAAUGCGACUGUGGUUGGCGUAUGCACGAUACGGCAGCCGAUGCGGUGCUGAAUUACCUUCACGAAUAUGCAAACGAAAAGGACGAGGGUGCAUUGCUCCUUGCUUUCACAGAGUUCGUUAUAUUGUGUGACUGGGGAUCCCUUGACUUGGAAUUGCACGCCCCGAAGUUUGCCGCAUUUACCAGAAAUGAAGAUGUGCAGGGCAGACCCAACACAACGCCGACCGUGCAGAGAGAUGGCAUCUCGCCGAACGCCUUCCCAUGCCACUCCUUCUCGCAGUGCCUUCUCGCAUUAGCUGAAUCUUGGAAACGUUGCGUUUUGGAGCUACCGGAUGAGUGCCAAGGGAUGUCGCGUAGCCUUUCUUCUCGCAUAAGCUUUUUGCUUGAGGAGCUUCUUAAAAUGUCAGUCAAGGCCUUUAGCGUCCCUUCUGUUGAUGUGCUUCUGCAUCGUGUGGCGGCAACGAAGUCCGGCCACGGGGGAUCUCUGGAGGCGACGCUGUCCCAAUCGAAAAGCCACAAUACGGAUCUUUGCUCCCUCCACAGCUGCGCAAACAAUUCAAGGGAACGACACUACUUGUUUGAAGAAAGUGUCUUGUCAUUUCAGCGCCUUUUUGAGUCGCUGGUGAUGGUUCCACUCAUGUCAUUGUUCCAAUCGUCCCAGACCCCACUGUCACUGUGGAGUAAAAUCCUCGCCUUUGUGUCAGCACUUCUCUCGUACUAUGAGCCGAAGUACGGCUUUGUGGUAGACUUGCUGCGGAAAUUUUUGCCAGAUGUAGAGCGCGGACUAUGUGUUGGUACUUUGUAUGGCUCCUUAACGGAUGAGACACCCUUCUUCGACCGACUUGUUGUGCCUGUCCUUGCAGAUGAAGUGGCAAUGAAGGUUAUGAACUUGAAAGCAGUCCUCUUAAGAAAGCCGACCUCAGUUCUAUCCUACGAGUCAAUGAAGUGGAUACCAAUGUUGACGUCCCUUCUUGACAAUGCCACGGUGGUGCACGCACUCAUUGAUUUCCUUGCGAAGGAUUCGUUUUCAAUACCUCUGAUGACCUUUGACAUGCAAACCGCGGGGGGAUCAUCUCUGGAGAUGUCUGGAUCGUCUAAGCCGAUUUUCACAAGAGAGAAACGAAUGAAAUCGGGAUCUUUUAACGACCGGACAUCUCAUGAGAGCCGCUCAGACGAGGAUGCUGACAAAAAAUUCUGCGCCGUGGGUGCUUCCCACACAACGGCGCAUUGUUCUGUUGAGUUGAAUUCAUCUAACCUGUCGAUGAAACAAACUGCGUGCGCCAUUUCGAAGCCGAAGUCUCAUUACUUUGGUAAUUACGUUUAUGAAGUUUUGUCUUCUGCGUAUGGCGCUCCCCCUAUUAUGGGCCAGCUGCCCCUAGAGUGCUACCGUCCUUCAAUGAAUGCGGAUCUCUCUGCUGGCGUUGCUCCUCCUGGCACUUCUGAAGAAGAUGGUGGCAAUGAGCAUCCGGGAUCCCUUGCAAAACGGAGCAAAAGUCGCCAUGAACAAAAUUGCAUUUACCUCUGGGACGUCUCUAGCCUCUCUGCGAGUGACAGCACCAGUGACACGGACUCUUUGAGCACCCUGGCUGACGAAAGGUCCUCCAAUAAUGACGACGACUCUUUGGCCUCUUCUUCCUGA